AUGGUUGACGCAAGUAAAGUCACUGCAGCAUUAGUAGUAAUUAGUCACUACAAAAGGAAGCAACAUAAGAAACGGAAACAUCGAUGGUGGAUUAAGGAAAUAUAUCGUCAGCGAAAUGUUCAUGCAAAACAGUUGUUGUCAGAUAUGACCUUUGAAGGCGUAGAAGAAACUAUUAAAAAUUUUACCAGAAUGAACUCUGAAACCUUUGAAGAUCUAUGUAUCAAGCUUGAACCAAUAAUUGGAAAAAAGAUACAUCGUGUCGCAAAGCAAUCACAACAAAAGAACGACUGGCCAUUGCCCUGA
Messenger RNA from Parnassius apollo (apollo), 303 nucleotides. Lineage: Eukaryota; Metazoa; Arthropoda; Insecta; Lepidoptera; Papilionidae. The record is from the annotation of a GenBank genome assembly.